AGAUUAGCCUUUUCUUGGACAAAGAAGGGUUUAUUGAUUGUAAUGUUGAAGUUAAUCAAGAUAAGCAAUACAUUGACAAAGCCAUCACAUGGGGUUUUAUUCUUUUCAAAAUGCAGUAAGAAUCCUGACACCUCUGUAAUUUCAUGCAGUACAUCUCCUGAUGAGCUUAGUUUGGCCCUGAAAGGCAAGAGUCUGAGAGGCCCGGCAGUUGUGCUGCGUGACACUCACAGGAAACUCAAGAUGGAAUGGCUGCAAGAUAAAGCAUUUGAUGAGAUUUGGUCACGUCACACCAGCGACACUUCGCUGCUCACUGACUAUGCUGCAGCCGUGCUUGCACAACAACGGCGCUGGGAACAAAAGAAAGUGAGAUUUAUCAGGUAUAAGGUAUUGAAGAGAGAUUUGUCAGGUGUACUAAUUUGAAGAGAAAUUCAUUAG
Messenger RNA from Hyalella azteca, 435 nucleotides. RefSeq lists its product as uncharacterized. The transcript is spliced from 3 exons. The record is from RefSeq and is a predicted model, not a curated record. NCBI's taxonomy places the organism in Eukaryota, Metazoa, Arthropoda, Malacostraca, Amphipoda, Hyalellidae. The coding region runs from base 43 to 420 and encodes 125 amino acids.